Molecule: messenger RNA, 1207 nt
Organism: Klebsormidium nitens
Lineage: Eukaryota; Viridiplantae; Streptophyta; Klebsormidiophyceae; Klebsormidiales; Klebsormidiaceae
Source: the annotation of a GenBank genome assembly
CAACUUUUUCCGCUGAAAAUCUGCAUAGGUACAGGCUGUUGCAGGCUGCGUGCAGCUACCUAUAGGCUACCUAUGUAGCGCCAAUUGAACAGGUUCUCAAUCAUCUGUCCACAAAUCAAAUCUACAUUUCAAAUUGCUUCAUCAAAUCUGUCCCCUUUGGCGCCUUCUCACCUGCAAACACCAGCCUCCUUUCCUCUCCAAUCGCCCAACCCGCUUCGUCGAUCUUCCGCACCCUCUAAGCCCCACCCUCCCAUACAUCUCUCCAGCCCUUAGCGCCAGCAACCAUGUUUGAGGGAAGACUCCUGCAGGGCAGCCUGCUGAAGAAGAUUCUGGAGGCUGUGAAGGAUCUCGUCUCUGAUGCAAAUUUCAACUGCAAUGAAGGGGGCAUCAAGCUCCAGGCAAUGGACGGGAGCCACGUGGCUCUCAUCUCCAUGGAACUGAAAUGUGAUGGGUUUGACCACUUCAGAUGCGAUCGGAACCUGGUCCUGGGCAUCAACAUCAACAACAUGUCUAAGAUGCUCAAGUGCGCGGGCAACGAUGACAUCAUCACGCUUAAAGCAGAGGACGAGGCUGACAUCAUCACAUUCAUGUUUGAGAGCCCUGACCAAGAAAAGGUGGCAGACUUUGAGAUGAAGCUGAUGGACAUUGAUGCCGAGGAGCUGGGCAUCCCCGAGACCGAGUACGAAGCCAUGGUCACGAUGCCUUCUUCAGAGUUCCAACGGAUCUGCAGGGAUCUGGCCAGCAUUGGAGACACAGUGGUUAUCGGGGUAACCAAGGAGGGAAUCAGCUUCUCGACCGGGGGCGACAUUGGGAAGGCGAACGUCGUCUGCAGACAAAGCAGCAGUGUUGAGAAGGAAGAGGACCAGGUGUUGGUCAACCUCAACAACCCUGUCUCCCUAACCUUUGCCCUCCGAUACCUUAAUAACUUCACAAAAGCUACGUCGCUUUCACCCACGGUUAGGUUAAGCCUCUCAAAAGACCUGCCCAUCACGGUAGAGUACGAGAUCGAGAAGCUAGGCCACCUUCGAUUCUAUCUGGCGCCUAAGAUCGAGGAGGACGAGGGGCUCGAGGAGGUUGGGGAGAACUAGAAAGACUCGAAACGCUGUACAGAAAUGGAUCAUGUGACGUCUUGCUUUGAGGUAGCUUUUGUAUGCGCACAGACAUCAACUUUUUUCUUAUUGCGCCAUGUUUGGCCAGUCGCUUCGGC